UGCGGGCGCUGAGUCUCCGCGCAGGGCAGGCGGUGCCGGCGGCUGCCAGUCCCCGGCCGAGCGGCCGCGCACGCCAUGCAGUGCCUGGGUGCCGAGUACCGGGUUUCUGCAGACAAAACUCCCAGGCAAAGAGAGUGGCGACCCCAGAUUUAUAGGAAAUGCACGGAUAAGACAUGGCUAUUCGUGUUCUUUCUGUUUUGGACUGGCUUGAUGUUCCUCAUGGGCUACUCGGUGGUGGCUGGCGCCGCUGGAAGGCUGCUCUUCGGCUACGACAGCUUUGGCAACGUGUGUGGCAAGAAAAACUCCCCAGUGGAAGGGGCUCCUCUCUCAGGGCGGGACAUGACCCUGAAAAAACACGUGUUCUUUAUGAAUUCCUGCACCCAGGCAAUCAGAGAUGAAAGGCUCGGUCCCACUGCCCUCUGCGUAUCCAGCUGUCCGGAGGAGCAGCUCGACACCCUGGAAGAAGUCCAGCUCUUCGCAAACACCAGUGGCUCCUUCCUGUGCAUCUACAGUCUGAAUCCCUUCAAUUAUACCCAGAGUCCAAAUGCAGACUCAUUGUGCCCCACGCUGCCAGUUCCUCCAAGCAAGCCUUUUCCCUUGCUCAGCCGCUGUGUCCCGCAAACACCUGAGUGCUAUUCCCUGUUUGCGUCUGUUUUGAUAAAUGAUGUCGACGCCCUCCAGCGCGUUCUGAGUGGAAUCAUGUCAGGAAGAGACACAAUCCUCGGCCUGUGUAUCCUCUCCUUAGCCUUAUCUUUGGCCAUGAUGUUCACCUUUCGAUUCAUCACCACCCUUCUGGUUCAUAUCUUCAUUUCCUUGGUUAUUUUGGGAAUGUUGUUCGUCUGCGGCGUCCUGUGGUGGCUUUAUUACGACUACACGAACGGCCUCAGCAUAGAGCUGGCCACCGAGAGGGAAAACAUGAAGUGUGUGCUGGGGUUUGCCAUUGUGUCCACGGUCCUCACGGUAAUCCUGCUCGCCCUGAUUUUUGUGUUCAGGAAGAGAAUCAAGUUGACGGUGGAGCUUUUCCAAGUCACAAAUAAAGCCAUCCGCAGCUUUCCAUUCCUGCUAUGCCAGCCGCUGUGGACAUUUGCCAUCCUCCUUUUCUUCUGGGUCCUCUGGGUGGCCGUGCUACUGAGCCUGGGAACUGCAGGAACUGCCCAGGUGGCCGCAGGCGGCCGAGUGGACUAUGAGCCUCUUUCGGGCAUUCGCUAUAUGUGGUGGUACCACUUAGUCGGCCUCCUCUGGACUAGUGAAUUCAUUCUUGCGUGCCAGCAGAUGACGGUAGCGGGAGCAGUGGUCACUUCUUACUUCAACAGAAAUAAAAAUGAUCCUCCAGAUAAUCCGAUCCUGUCAUCUCUCUCCAUUCUCUUCUGUUACCACCAAGGAACAGUUGUGAAAGGGUCAUUUUUAAUCACUGUGCUAAGGAUUCCAAGAACCAUCGUCAUGUACAUUUCCAGCACUCUGAAAGAGAAGCAGCACAGCCUAUGCGCAAGGCGCACAUUCAAAUGUGGCCACUGCUGUUUCCAGUACCUCGACAAGCACCUGUGCCAUCUCAACCAGAAUGCAUAUACCACAACUGCCAUUAAUGGAACAGAUUUUUGUACGUCAGCAAGAGAUGCACUCAAAAUCUUGUCCAAGAAUUCAAGUCAUUUAACAUCUGUUAACUGCUUUGGGAACUUCAUAAUUUUUCUAGGAAAGGUGCUGGUGGUGUGCUUCACCGUCUUCGGAGGGCUGAUGGCCUUUAACUACAACCGUGCGCUCCAGGUGUGGGCAAUCCCUCUGUUACUGGUAGCGUUUUUUGCCUACUUAGUAGCCCACAGUUUUUUAUCUGUGUUUGACGCCGUGCUGGACGCACUUUUCCUCUGUUUUACUGUUGACCUGGAGACAAAUGAUGGAUCAUCAGAAAAGCCCUACUUCAUGGACCAAGAGUUCUGGAAUUUCGUACAAAAGACCAACAAAUUGCACGGUACAAGGGCAGAGGGAGACAAGAGCUCGCUAAGGAAUGAAGGGGGAACAGAACUCCAGCCCAUUGUGAGAUAAGUGCCUGAUAAUGUGUCCCAAGAGCUGAUUGUAGAUGGCCAGGCCUGGUGGACCCUGUUCUUUUAUUGUCUUUGUUGUCAUUCUUUGACUUUCUUACAUUAGUAGAACCAUGAAGUGUAGAGCUUUUUUGGACCAACUGGGAUGGAUAAACUCUUUCAAAACCUUGUUUAUAUGCAUCAAUUUAAAAAGCAUAUAUGUAAAAACUGUUUCUGAGGGCAAACAAUAAACCUUGGAUUUUUUCAAGUAA
Molecule: messenger RNA, 2284 nt
Organism: Lepus europaeus (European hare)
Lineage: Eukaryota; Metazoa; Chordata; Mammalia; Lagomorpha; Leporidae
Gene: SLC44A3
Product: solute carrier family 44 member 3
Exons: 15
Coding region: 76-2037 (653 amino acids)
Biological process (GO): transmembrane transport
Cellular component (GO): membrane
Molecular function (GO): transmembrane transporter activity
Source: RefSeq, a predicted model, not a curated record